AUGCAAACCUUCAGCCUUCUUCUUGUCAGCUCCAUCGCGGUCACCGGCAGUGCCGCAGGCGCGACCGCGCGCAUGACCAACUUCCCUGUCCGGGUGAACGGCUUCUCAGACUUCUGCUCGGCCAACAGCCUGGACCAGAAGGGCAACGUGCUGCAAGUCUCGGGCGACUGCUCCCCUGACCCCAACGGUGCCCGCAACAUGGGCGCCGCGUUGUUCACCUCGCACAUCAACAUCAACGAGUGUCUUCAUAACAACAACGGCCAUUUGGUGCCGCAGCAGCACGGCGGUGCCUUGGGUAGCUGUGACUGCGACGUGGGCUUCUCACUCUGCGAUACCUGCAACGGCACGAGCCUCAAGUGUGCCUGCAAUGACAAUACCGGGAAGAAGCAGGUCACUUUCAUGGACAUGAAUCAGUUCCUAGGCAUCGGCCUCGACGGUGACGGCCGUAUUGUGCUGUACUGCGAGGGAGUCUAUGGAGAGUGGAACCAGUGCGUGAAGAACGGGGCCGCGACGAAAUGCCCGCCGGUUAAGCAGUAA
Molecule: messenger RNA, 537 nt
Organism: Diaporthe amygdali
Lineage: Eukaryota; Fungi; Ascomycota; Sordariomycetes; Diaporthales; Diaporthaceae
Exons: 3
Coding region: 1-537 (178 amino acids)
Source: RefSeq, a predicted model, not a curated record